This is a messenger RNA of Endocarpon pusillum Z07020, 1053 nucleotides long. RefSeq lists its product as uncharacterized. Gene Ontology annotation, molecular function: oxidoreductase activity. The record is from RefSeq and is a predicted model, not a curated record. Lineage: Eukaryota; Fungi; Ascomycota; Eurotiomycetes; Verrucariales; Verrucariaceae. Bases 1 to 1053 code for a protein of 350 amino acids. The transcript has 2 exons.
AUGUCCCUUCCAACAACAACUGCACAAUGGACCAUCGAGGAGGGUCAGAACGGGUUCGACAGUCUCAAGUUCGACGAGUCUGCCGAAAUCCCCGAGCUUGGCGACCACGAUUGCCUCGUCAAGAUUGAUGCCGUCUCCCUCAAUUAUCGUGAUCUAGCCAUCCCCCAUGGCAAAUACCCCUUCCCAAUCGCCCUCCCCGUCGUUCCCUGCUCCGAUGCGUCCGGCAAAAUCCUCGCCACCGGGCGUCGCGUCAACCGCUUCAAGAAGGGCGACGAAGUCACCACGCUCUUCAACCAAGGCCACAUCGCCGGCCCGCUCACCCCAAGAGCUGUUGGCACCGGCCUCGGCGGCGCCCUCCCCGGCACCCUCCGCAAAUACGGCGUCUUCGAAGAGGACGGCCUGGUGGCUAAGCCUCAAACCCUCUCCGCCGAGGAAGCAAGCACCCUGUCCUGCGCCGCCGUCACCGCCUGGAACGCCCUGUAUGGUCUCCAAAGCAAAGCCCUCAAGCCGGGCGAUGUCGUGCUGACCCAAGGCACCGGCGGCGUCAGCCUGUUCGCCGUCCAAUUCGCUGCUGCCGCCGGUGCAACCGUCAUCGCGACGACGAGCUCGGAGGAAAAGGCCAAGAAACUCAAGGAUCUCGGUGCCCAUCACGUCAUCAACUAUAAAUCCAACCCGAACUGGGGAGAAGAGGCCAAGAAACUCACCGGCGAGGAACAAGGCGUGGAUCACAUCCUCGAGGUCGGGGGUCCCACGACCAUGGCGCAGAGCCUCAAUGCCAUCAAAAUCGACGGCGUGAUCUCCAUCAUCGGGUUCUUGGGUGGCGUGCCAAGGGACCAGCCCAGCUUCCUGGACUGCUUGAACCAUAUCUGCAUCGUGCGCGGGAUCCUGGUGGGCUCGAGAAUGCAGUUUGAGAAGAUGAAUCGCGCCAUCGACGCGAAGAAGAUCAAGCCGGUGGUAGACUUGAGGAUCUUUCAGUUCGACGAGGCCAAGGACGCUUACCAGUACAUGUGGGAUCAGAAGCAUUUCGGAAAAGUGGUCAUCAGGGUGGAUUGA